GCAUAGCGUUUUCCAUCAGACAUGUGGAAAAAAGGCUACCACCAGCCGCUAGGGGUAUGUGCAGAAAGGGGGAUGUUAUGUAUCUAAUGUUCUUCCUCCUCUCCUUUUUUCUUUUGAUUUCUCUUUUUAGUCUGGUGAACUAACACAUUCUUUGACGGCAAGAUCUACUUUUGGCAGCAGGAAUUUAAACAAUCUGGAGACUACGUUUUUGACUCUGACCCCUUUGAGUUCGGAACAAAUUUCCAAAGAGACGAUCAUUUCGCUGACAGCACCUCCGAUGCAAUGGAGGCCAAUCCAUCAUCUAUCAGCAUUAAGAACUGUUCAUCUUCGCACAUAUCACAUGGCCUUGGAAGCAACAACCACAGCAAUAACUCAGCCUUGUCCCUACCGAGCUCCUCGUCCUCAAAAGGCUUUUUUAAAACGAUAUCAUCCUUGGCGUACAACGAAUUGUCACCAAAAAAACAAUCAGCCUGGGGUUGUGUCGAAAUCUUUUUUGGAUGUCGUCAGAGAACAGUCCAAGGUACGUUCUAUGUCCCCCGACCGCAUGUCCACCAGUUCUAACCGUUCCAAUCGUUCGAGCAGCUCUUUGAGCAUCUCUAGGACACACUCUAAUACCCUGGCGAAGCUAGGUCUGUCUUCCAAAUCGAACAAGAAGUCAAGUGAGAGUCCGUUUGAUGACUCCGAUGACGACUGGAAUGACACGUUGGAUGAUUUUAAUGAUGUGAAAACAGCAAAUAAUGGCCUGCCCAAUAACCUAGCCCUAGAUAAGCUCACAAUAGACGAUAAUGAUAACAGUGUUAAUACAGAGACCGGCAAAGAAAUUGAGCAGACACUAUUGAACGAGGAGACAGAUGUUAAUUACCCGUUCUUGAAAAAAGACUAUCAGGAUAUAGUCAAAGAUCCUUUUUCUAUAUUGUCUGUACAGAAGCCCCCUCGUGACGAUAUCAUCAAAUACAAUAAAAUUGUCAAAGAACUAACAAAAACAACUUUUGAGCUAGCUGAUUUGAGAAAACAAUCCUGGGGUGGAAUCCCAGCUUCUUUACGUUCAUUAGUGUGGCAGAUUCUUGUCGGCUAUCUUUCUACAAACAAAACUACGAGAGCAUCGGUGUUGAGCAGAAAACGUAAAGAAUAUGUCAACAGUAUAACAAGACUUUUCAGGUCAGAGAAAGACCAAACAAUAUGGCAUCAGAUCAAAAUAGACGUUUUGCGUACUAAUCCAAGCAUAAAACUGUAUUCAUAUGAAGCAACACAUCGAUCGUUGGAAAAAAUACUUUAUCUUUGGGCAAUCAGACAUCCCGCCAGCGGUUAUGUUCAGGGUAUAAACGAUUUGGUUACGCCAUUUUUUCAGAUCUUCCUUGCUCAUUACUUGGCGUCUAGUGUUGAUGUCAAUGAAUUUGACCCCCAGUGCAUGCCGAAGGAGCUUUUGAAUGUGAUCGAAGCAGAUACUUACUGGUGCUUCACCAAGGUAUUGGAUACCAUCCAGGAUAACUUUAUCCACGAGCAACCCGGAAUUAUAAGACAAAUAACAGAGUUGAAAAACUUGAUCAAAAGAGAUGAACCCCAAUUGGCAUCACACUUUAAGAGAGAAAAUUUAGAUUUCAUUCAGUUUGCUUUCAGAUGGAUGAACUGCAUGCUAAUGCGAGAGUUUAAGCUGAACUUGAUCAUACGUAUGUGGGAUACAUACUUGAGCGAUUUCCCUACGGGGUUUAGUCAGUUUCACAUUUACGUCUGUUGCGCAUUUUUAAGAAGAUUUAGCGAUGAUUUGCUGGAUAUGGAGUUCCAGGAUAUAAUCAUGUUUUUGCAGGACACAUCGAAAACAGCAGACUGGACGGAAGAUGACAUAGAGAUGAUGUUAAGUGAAGCAUAUGUUUGGCAAUCACUCUACGAAAAUGCAUCUGCGCAUCUUAAAUAGCUGAGACUUUUUUCUAUAUGUAGUAGGAAUAAGUAGUUACUUGAGCUAAAUAACUAGAGAAA
This is a messenger RNA of Pichia membranifaciens NRRL Y-2026, 1974 nucleotides long. RefSeq lists its product as hypothetical. The record is from RefSeq and is a predicted model, not a curated record. The coding region runs from base 341 to 1912 and encodes 523 amino acids. Gene Ontology annotation, molecular function: GTPase activator activity. Gene Ontology annotation, cellular component: Golgi apparatus. The transcript is spliced from 2 exons. Lineage: Eukaryota; Fungi; Ascomycota; Pichiomycetes; Pichiales; Pichiaceae. Gene Ontology annotation, biological process: activation of GTPase activity.